GCCGGCCUGCGCGGAGCCCCGCUGGUCGAUGUCCGCCUGGUGAGUGCCAAGACGGGCUUUGGCCUGGAGGGACUGGUCAGCCGGCUGCAGCGCUCCUGGAAGUGUGCCGGUGAUGUCUACCUGCUGGGUGCUACCAACUCCGGCAAGUCAACGCUCUUCAACACCCUGCUGCGCUCCGACUACUGCAAGUCCCGUGCUACCGACAUCGUCAACAGGGCCACCGUCUCCUCGUGGCCAGGAACAACACUGAACCUGUUGAAAUUUCCAAUUAUUAAUCCUACAUGUGACAGGAUAUUCCGAAGGCAGGAGAGGCUGAACCAGGAGGCAACAAAAACAGAAGAUGAGCUAAGCAGUGAAGAAAAAAAGUACCUUAAUCACCUUAAAAAGGAAGGUUACUUAGUAGGAAGAGUUGGAAGAACAUUUCAACAGCAGAAGUCUAGCGCCAUGAUUGACUUUGACCCUGACAUGCUCUCCUACAGCAUAGAUGAAGAUCCCAGAGAUUCCCCUAGGAAGACUAAGAAAAGGGAGGAGUUCACAUACAACGAAGUGAAGGAUGCUCGCUGGUGUUUUGACACUCCAGGGAUUGUAAAGGAAAACUGUGUUUUAAAUCUCCUGACAGAAAAAGAAGUAAAGCUGGUUUUGCCAACGUGUGCCAUCAUUCCACGGACCUUCAUUCUCAAGCCAGGAACGGUCUUGUUUUUAGCAGCCUUGGGACGCAUAGACUACUUGCAGGGAGAAAAGUCUGCCUGGUUUUCUGUCGUGGCUUCUAACCUGUUGCCAGUCCACAUUACUACCCUGAGUAAUGCAGAUGCCAUCUACGAGAAGCAUGCUGGCCAUGAGUUACUAAAGGUUCCCAUGGGUGGGGAAGAGCGAAUGAAAGAGUUCCCUCCACUUGUGCCUCAGGACAUUACUCUGAAAGGAAUUGGUACUGCUGAGGCAGUCGCAGAUAUCAAGCUUUCCUCUGCAGGCUGGGUGGCAGUGACAGCUCACGCGGAAGAGGAAUUGCUGCUCCGAGCCUAUACUCCCAAGGGCACCGCGCUGGUGGUGCGGGAGCCUCCCCUUUUGCCCUACAUCAGUUCCAUCAGAGGGGCCCGGAUUGCAGGCAGUGCUGCCUAUAGGACCAAAAAGCCUCCUUCCCUGGUGGAAAACCUGAAAACCACGGGGAAGAGAUAGCGCUUCUCAUUGCCUGAGCAAGGUAGAAGACAGA
Molecule: messenger RNA, 1207 nt
Organism: Cariama cristata (Red-legged seriema)
Lineage: Eukaryota; Metazoa; Chordata; Aves; Cariamiformes; Cariamidae
Gene: NOA1
Product: nitric oxide associated 1
Exons: 7
Molecular function (GO): GTP binding
Source: RefSeq, a predicted model, not a curated record